CACCACUCCACCCACUCCACAUGAAACAUCUCGCAACUCUGUCGAAAGCGCGCGAUUUACUGCUUGUACGCUGACAGCUCGAGAGAUCAAUGAGAACCCGUGAGCUGCGAAGCGUGCGCAAGAGCGCUGCCAGCCCUGGCCCCCGCUCGCGGCGGCUCAGGGAUGAACGAUGACAGCGACAAAUGCGGCGGAGAUAGAUAUCAUGAGACACUUGAUAUCUGCCCGCUCUCGCUGAGCGAGUCGUAAUUCCACACUGGGGGAUUGUCAACAGAGGUAAUAUUUCACGCCAAUCACCAACAAUACGUCCAGAUCAAUCUGGAGCCAUCACUACUAAGCGGGUGUGGUCACUGACAUCGUCGAUGAGAAGGUAUGCACGUUCUAAAGCAGCAAUGGAUACUUGGAGGGUCUGCACUUCUGUGGUCUUUAUGGUGGGUUGAUUGAGCUUCACGGGAUUGCGACUUCAGUCGGCGGUAUGUAUGGCUGGCCCUUCACCGUCUCUUACCGGUGCGGUGAUAUUGUCUUGGAGAAGCAGGGGCAAGUGCAAGCCACAACAAUACAGAAAGACAGACCACUAGACGCAGCUCAUGUGCCGAUACAGCUCUGCAUCUACUCAAGGAGACAGGCCGGCCUGUUGGGUCUGAGGCAAGCAAACAGCUCCUGCGAAUUUGACUUGCAUAGCGCCGCUAAUUUGUGUGUUUACUUCUUGCGGUACAUCGAUGGGACGGCCGUAGGGUUGGUAUUGGCGUCCUCUGAGAUGCUGGCUUCAGAGACCCCGUGGCCUGGGUGUACGCGUUUUUGGUCUUCGCUGCUGGUGUUUCUAGUUUUGUUGCAGUGUCCAACGCGACAGCCUCGUCCGAGGCGAGGGUACCUACUACGUCUCUGGUGGUUUUCCGAUCGGAUAAACGGCUAUCCUCCGUCUGCAGGCUUCAAAUGUCGCAGGCAGUACGAAGAAGGUCACCGUCAGCAUCGUUCGCACAAUUGCGUUCACUGUUGGCAACGUCAUAUCCCUUUACACGUUCCAAACCAAGCUUGCGCCGGGGUACCUGCCUGUAAAGAUAGUAUUGUGAUCUUGUAUGUUUCGAUUACUGUUGAUUUGUUUCUUAUACGCUGCCUGUUUGUGAGGAGAAAAAGGCAGACGGAGAAAGAGAAGAUGGGCGAAGGAGAACCACGACUUUUUGGAUCAGACAGAUUUGGUGAACAAAUACGUAUUGUAGCCAAACGCGCCUUCCGUUGACGUCAAAGAGUCAGAAACAAAACCAAACAACUGGGAAAAACUGAUUCAGGCCUAGUCACCC
Molecule: messenger RNA, 1295 nt
Organism: Didymella exigua CBS 183.55
Lineage: Eukaryota; Fungi; Ascomycota; Dothideomycetes; Pleosporales; Didymellaceae
Exons: 1
Coding region: 473-1234 (253 amino acids)
Source: RefSeq, a predicted model, not a curated record